This is a messenger RNA of Phacochoerus africanus (Common warthog), 1773 nucleotides long. RefSeq names its product DEAD-box helicase 19A (gene DDX19A). NCBI's taxonomy places the organism in Eukaryota, Metazoa, Chordata, Mammalia, Artiodactyla, Suidae. Gene Ontology annotation, molecular function: ATP binding; RNA helicase activity; RNA binding. Gene Ontology annotation, biological process: poly(A)+ mRNA export from nucleus. The transcript is spliced from 12 exons. Gene Ontology annotation, cellular component: nucleus; cytoplasmic stress granule. Bases 107 to 1543 code for a protein of 478 amino acids. The record is from RefSeq and is a predicted model, not a curated record.
CUUCCGGUCCGCGAGAGUGUGGUUCUCGCGCUCCAACGGGAUAAAGUCUGGUGCUGCUGCGCUUGCCGUGGUUGUUUUCGCGUGUCGGCCUUCCAAGUCCGGGAAAAUGGCCACAGACUCGUGGGCGCUGGCAGUGGACGAACAGGAAGCGGCUGUGAAGUCGAUGAGUAAUUUGCAGAUUAAGGAAGAGAAAAUCAAACCAGAUACCAAUGGUGUUAUCAAAGCCAGUUCCACUCCAGAGAAAACAGAUGAAGAAGAGAAAGAGGACAGAGCUGCCCAGUCCUUACUCAACAAGCUGAUCAGAAGCAACCUUGUCGAUAACACCAACCAGGUGGAAGUCCUGCAGCGGGAUCCCAACUCCCCGCUGUACUCAGUGAAGUCCUUUGAGGAGCUUCGACUGAAACCACAGCUUCUCCAGGGAGUCUAUGCCAUGGGCUUCAAUCGACCAUCCAAGAUACAAGAGAAUGCGUUACCCAUGAUGCUUGCUGAGCCCCCACAGAACCUGAUUGCCCAGUCUCAGUCUGGUACAGGUAAAACAGCUGCCUUCGUCCUGGCCAUGCUCAGCCGGGUGGAACCAGCAGAGAGAUACCCCCAGUGUCUGUGCCUCUCCCCAACAUAUGAACUGGCGCUUCAAACAGGAAAAGUAAUUGAGCAGAUGGGCAAAUUUCACCCUGAACUAAAGCUUGCUUAUGCUGUUCGAGGCAAUAAAUUGGAAAGAGGUCAGAAGAUCAGUGAGCACAUUGUCAUUGGCACCCCUGGGACCGUUCUGGACUGGUGCUCCAAGCUCAAGUUCAUUGACCCCAAGAAGAUCAAGGUGUUUGUUCUGGAUGAGGCAGACGUGAUGAUAGCUACUCAGGGCCACCAAGACCAGAGCAUCCGCAUCCAGAGGAUGCUGCCCAGAAACUGCCAGAUGCUGCUUUUCUCUGCCACCUUCGAAGACUCUGUCUGGAAGUUUGCCCAGAAAGUGGUCCCAGACCCAAAUAUCAUCAAACUGAAGCGUGAGGAGGAGACACUGGACACCAUCAAGCAGUAUUAUGUCCUGUGCAAUAACAGAGACGAGAAGUUCCAGGCCUUGUGUAACCUGUACGGAGCCAUCACCAUUGCUCAAGCCAUGAUCUUCUGCCAUACCCGCAAAACAGCGAGUUGGCUGGCAGCAGAGCUCUCAAAAGAAGGCCACCAGGUGGCUCUGCUGAGUGGCGAAAUGGUGGUGGAACAGAGGGCUGCAGUGAUUGAGCGCUUCCGAGAGGGCAAAGAGAAGGUUCUGGUCACCACCAACGUGUGUGCCCGCGGAAUCGAUGUCGAACAGGUGUCCGUCGUCAUCAACUUUGACCUGCCCGUGGACAAGGACGGGAACCCGGACAACGAGACCUACCUGCACCGGAUCGGGCGCACCGGCCGCUUUGGCAAGAGGGGCCUGGCGGUGAACAUGGUGGACAGCAAGCACAGCAUGAACAUCCUCAACAGGAUCCAGGAGCAUUUCAACAAGAAAAUAGAAAGACUGGACACGGAUGAUUUGGACGAGAUUGAGAAAAUAGCCAACUGAGGAGCUCCAGCCGUCACUGGUGCCCGCACUUGGCGCUCCCCCUGCACGGGACACUAGUGCUCAUGGCCGAGCCUGGGCAGUCACCACAGAGACGAAGCAGGCACGGAUAGCGAGAAACUACCUACCUCAUUUAAAUUACGUUUGGACUUGGCAAAAAUUGUGCAAAUGAUGGGGAAGGUAGACCAAAAAGUUUGCAUUAUAAAAAAAUGUAAUCCUUUCCCCCACCCGUC